Molecule: messenger RNA, 1212 nt
Organism: Lutra lutra (Eurasian river otter)
Lineage: Eukaryota; Metazoa; Chordata; Mammalia; Carnivora; Mustelidae
Gene: KLK4
Product: kallikrein related peptidase 4
Exons: 5
Coding region: 9-773 (254 amino acids)
Biological process (GO): extracellular matrix disassembly; proteolysis; amelogenesis
Molecular function (GO): serine-type endopeptidase activity
Source: RefSeq, a predicted model, not a curated record
CCGAGGUCAUGACCACAGCAGGAAACCCCUGGGGCUGUUUCCUGGGGUACCUCAUCCUUGGUGUCACAGGAUCCUUGGCCUCGGCUGGCGGCGGCCACAUCAUCAACGGCGAAGACUGCAGCCCACACUCGCAGCCCUGGCAGGCGGCACUGUUCACGGAAGACGAAUUCUUCUGCGGGGGUGUUCUGGUGCAUCCGCAAUGGGUGCUGUCGGCGGCACACUGUUUCCAGGACUCCUACACAAUCGGGCUGGGACUGCACAGUCUCGAGGCCAACGAAGAGUCAGGGAGCCGGAUGGUGGAGGCCAACUUCUCCAUACAGCACCCCGAGUACAACAAACCCUUUAUCGCCAACGACCUCAUGCUCAUCAAGUUGAAAGAGUCGGUGUCCGGGUCUGACACCAUCCAGAACAUCAGCAUCGCCUCCCAGUGCCCGACUGCUGGGGAUUCUUGCCUCGUUUCUGGCUGGGGUCAGCUGGUGAAUGGCAGGCAGCCCCAAGUGCUCCAGUGCGUGAAUAUCUCGGUGGUGCCGGAGGAGAUCUGCAGUGCCUUCUACGCCCCCGUCUACCACCAUAGCAUGUUCUGCGCUGGCGGAGGACAGGACCGAAAGGACUCCUGCAACGGUGACUCUGGGGGCCCCCUGGUCUGCAACGGUUCCCUGCAGGGCCUCGUGUCCUUUGGACAAGCCCAGUGUGGCCUACCCUACGUGCCAGGCGUCUACACCAACCUCUGCAAGUUCACUGACUGGAUACAGAAAACCAUCCAGGACAGUUAACUCCUGGGACUAGGACCCAAGAAACCGAGCCCCCAAUAUAUGUUGCGGAAGGGAUUCAGGACCCUGGGUGUCCAGUGCUUUCCUGCCUGAGACCCAGGAGUCUACACUCCCAACCCCCUCCUCCCUUAGCCCCAAGAAUCCACUCCCAAGAAUCUUUUCCUGUACACAGUGCCCCCUAGUGGCCCAAUGUUGACCCAGCUUUACCAGUGGCAGAGGGUGUUGGUUUUUCAUCUUUUUGUCCUCUUCUCUUAAGCCCAGAAAUAAAAAUCUAAAAGAAUCACAGGUUCUGUUUGAACUGUCCUCCUUGCUUCCAAUCCUAUUCAAAGGAUUCCAACAAAUAACUUUUCCUUCUUGGGAACCAGGAGAGCCACUGGAUUCCCAAGAGAGGAGAUUUGCUUGAGAGGUUAAGAGAAACUGAUUCUGUGGAUGUCCAAUUUCA